UUGCUAAGCCAUCAAGCAUUCACAAUUUCCCCAUAUUUCUCCUUCAAAUAAUCUUCUUAUAAAAGUACUUUCAAAUAAUUCUAAUAAUAAUAACUUUAAAAAUCCCUUAUUUAUAUCUUCCAUUUCUGACCACCUUAAGGAUUCCAAAAACUGUCUUACUUUUUCGUAUCCUUAGUUUUUCUUUCUUCUCUUUGAUCUCCUCUUAUAAACAUUAUAAAGUCCUUUUAUCCAAAAAAUGAGCUCCAAUAAUUAUGCUCUACCUUCUCUUCUUCUCCUCCUCCUCCUGGUCUUCUUCUUCUUAUCUAAUGAAGCUCAAGGUAUUCGCUUGGGAAAUGGGAUCAUCAUCAAGCUUGUUGGCCAACUAGAAAAAACCCUAGAAGAAGUAGAAGGUUUGAAGGAAACUACUAUUUGUGAGAAUGGGCAUUGCAAUUCAGGAAACAAUAGAAAACUUAUGACUGUGACUGCACCACCAAUACCAUCAUCUCCAACUCCUUCUAUAAGGAAUAAUGAAGGAAACUACAAAAAGGGGAUCAGCCCCAAGUCAUCAAAUAAAGAAGAAUCAUCAAGUGUGAAAAAGAAGGAUAAUUUGGAGAAUUCAGAGGCAGUUUCUAAAAAUCUUGAGGCAGCUCUUGACCUUAUAGACAUUGCAGAAAUGGACUAUUCUCCAGCAAAACGAAAGCCUCCAAUACAUAACUAAUCCCAAAAUUUAAAAAAGGGUUAAAACAACAACCAAACAAUAAAGUUUAUAUUUAAACAAAAAAAGUCUAUAUAUUCAACAAAAAGGGUAGAAAAAAAGAGAUAUAUAAUUUGGCAUAUAAAAGACAGCCUUACACAAAUGCUGCAGGUAUUUUAGGGUUUAGCUUAGGGAAACUGUCCUUUUGUACAAAGCAUUAUUAUUAAAAUGCUAUGUUAUAUAUUAAUAUCAAUUAUUAUUAUCGGUGUUAUCAACU
Messenger RNA from Cucumis sativus (cucumber), 950 nucleotides. RefSeq lists its product as uncharacterized. The coding region runs from base 236 to 697 and encodes 153 amino acids. The record is from RefSeq and is a predicted model, not a curated record. The transcript has 5 exons. Lineage: Eukaryota; Viridiplantae; Streptophyta; Magnoliopsida; Cucurbitales; Cucurbitaceae.